CAAAAAAUAGCACAAAAAAAGAAGAAAAAAACUUGAAGCGGCGUCUUUAUUUUUUGGAUCCGUGGCUUGGAGUUGGAGCACUUCUUGACCAUCGUUUUCGCUCUGAUCAUGGCCACAGACUUGCAGCCAAAACCCGAGAAGUCCAAAGUAAAGGAGGCAUAUGAUAAAGAAGCGCUGAAAGCACGGUGGCGACUACUUGGGCGGGAUCCGGAACAAAGCAUACUGUCGCUGAUUCGGCGGGCAUGUUAUCAUACCUUUGCAAGAGACGACUGGGGAAAAGUGUUACAGGGUAUCAAGGCCAGCUUUGUACAGCGUGAUUAUGAGGGUAUUUUCACGGAUGAAGAGAAUCUUCAAGUGUACAGCGCCGCCUAUGUUCCCGGCCGUGCACUUUGUUACUUUGAAAUUUUCUCUCGUCCACAGUUACGCAAACUUUUAGGCAAAGCUUGUCGCAUUUUUGCUGUGGGAUCUGGCAGUGGAUCUGAGUUGGUCAGUGUUGCGGCGGCCAUGACACGUGUUCCAGCCGAGCGUCAGCAAGUCCGGUUGAACAUGCAAGAUAUUGGUGCAUGGUCCUCGGUGCUCACUUGUUUUGAAACCACCAUACGACAAGAAUGGAAACUUACGACCGAACAGUUGGAAUGCGUGUAUGAGCAAGGCGAUGUUUUGAGCAAAGAGAACGAAUCGCGAAGAAAUGAGCUGAUCGCCCAGGCAGACUUGAUCACUUUUAUGUUCGUUAUGAAUGAACUGUUUGUGAACAAAACGGCUGCCAUGCAACUGAUUCAAACCUUAAUUCAAUCCAUGAAGAAAGGCGCGCUUCUUUUGAUUGUGGAGUCUGCCGGAUCGUUUUCCCACCUGCAGAUCGGCGGCAAAACGUACAUGCUUUACACGUUAUUGGAUGCGGUGAAAGACCUUGAAUGCGUGGUUGCAGAAGAUUCAAGGUGGUACAGGUGAGAAGGUUAACUGCAAAAUUUACUGUGAAUUUUGGAAUGAUUGAUCUUUCUUCUGUGCUGCUUUAGGCAUCCUGACCACUUAAAAUAUCCCAUUGACGUC
Radiomyces spectabilis is the source of this 1047-nucleotide messenger RNA. RefSeq lists its product as uncharacterized. The transcript has 3 exons. Lineage: Eukaryota; Fungi; Mucoromycota; Mucoromycetes; Mucorales; Radiomycetaceae. The coding region runs from base 109 to 948 and encodes 279 amino acids. The record is from RefSeq and is a predicted model, not a curated record.